Messenger RNA from Megalobrama amblycephala (Wuchang bream), 1469 nucleotides. RefSeq names its product GTP cyclohydrolase 2 (gene gch2). Gene Ontology annotation, biological process: tetrahydrobiopterin biosynthetic process; tetrahydrofolate biosynthetic process. Gene Ontology annotation, molecular function: zinc ion binding; GTP cyclohydrolase I activity; GTP binding. NCBI's taxonomy places the organism in Eukaryota, Metazoa, Chordata, Actinopteri, Cypriniformes, Xenocyprididae. Bases 15 to 785 code for a protein of 256 amino acids. Gene Ontology annotation, cellular component: cytoplasm. The transcript is spliced from 7 exons. The record is from RefSeq and is a predicted model, not a curated record.
UGUUCCGAAGAUUAAUGAAGGUCUUACGGGUGUGGAACGGCAUGAGGUCAUUUAAAGUACACUCAAUGGAAUACCAAAAGACGGCAGAAUUGAACGGUUUGUGCAAUGGCAAAAUUGUCACAGAGUAUCUCUGCCGUAAUGGCUUUAGCGAGUUGACAGUCGACACGAAAAAAGUCGCUGUCCAGCACAAAAACGAGACAUCCCGGAAAGAGGCGGAGGAUGAGUCGCGGUUACCUGCUCUGGAGGCGGCAUACACAACCAUACUGCGAGGUCUGGGAGAGAACACUGACCGGCAGGGUCUCCUCAAAACCCCUCUCCGUGCAGCUAAGGCAAUGCAGUUCCUGACCAAAGGCUACCACGAGACCAUCUACGAUGUACUAAAUGAUGCCAUAUUUGACGAGGACCACGAGGAGCUAGUUAUUGUGAAAGAUAUUGACAUGUUUUCACUUUGUGAACAUCAUCUAGUUCCAUUUUUUGGCAAGGUUCACAUAGGAUAUCUGCCAAGUAAAAAGGUUGUUGGCCUCAGUAAGCUUGCAAGGAUCGUUGAAAUCUACAGUCGCAGACUUCAAGUCCAAGAACGCCUAACAAAGCAAAUAGCAAUGGCAAUCUCUGAGGCCUUGCAGCCUGUCGGUGUGGCAGUCGUCAUUGAGGCAGCUCACAUGUGCAUGGUCAUGCGUGGAGUACAGAAGAUGAACAGCCGUACUGUGACCAGCGCCAUGCUGGGUGUUUUCAGAGAGGACCCAAAGGCCCGAGAGGAGUUCCUCGCCCUGACAAAAAGUGCAUAGUGAUCACACUUUCCUGCGCCAACUCCAUCAGUGUGUUCACAGUCAAACAGGUCAAUGAUUUUUCUCUACGUUUGAAACCCUCCAAGAGAAUCUCACUGAGCCAGAGCUGUAGAUCUGUCCACCAGCUGCUGAAGCACAGCUGUAUUGCCAACAGCUGAAACUCACUGUUUGCAUACACUGAAAUAUAAAAUGUGAAUAUUGAAGGAUCAGUGUUACUACAUGAACUAUCUUUGAGAAAAAGACCUGCCACUGAAUCAUUCACACAGCUGCCUUAAAACUGAUAGAAUUAUAUGUGUCAUUUCUAUUAUCUUCUGUUAUUAACAAUUAACACUAAAUUAACAUAUUGCCUCAGAUACUUGUUUAACAUUAUAAAUUUUUGAAAAAUGAAGAUAUUAAAACUAAUUUGUAUAUAACUUAAAAACUUUUUUUUUUGUCAUAUACUCCAAUUAGAUAAUAUUCAAAGGGUCAUAAGCCAACAUGAUAAAUAAUUUAUACUUAUAAAAGUCAAUGAAAGGUUCUUUGUGAUAUAUCUGGGGAAUCAUUUGUAUGUGGAUUGAAGUAACCAACAUUGCCACUGGGAUUUUGCCUUUUUUUUUUUUUACAUAAUAUAUAUAGGUCUGAAUUGUAUAAAACAAAGCAGAUGUCAACUAUGCCAACUAAAACAUUAAAGCACCAUUUACGAAA